Messenger RNA from Triticum turgidum subsp. durum (durum wheat), 1242 nucleotides. The record is from the annotation of a GenBank genome assembly. Lineage: Eukaryota; Viridiplantae; Streptophyta; Magnoliopsida; Poales; Poaceae.
AUGGCGCUCGUUUUGCAUUCGGGCAGUGGCAACAAGAAUGCCUUCAAGGCACUUAUUGCUGCAGAGUACUGUGGGGUCAAGGUUGAGCUGACCAAGAAUUUUGAGAUGGGUGUCUCAAACAAAACCCCUGAAUUCAUCAAGAUGAACCCCCUUGGCAAGGUUCCUGUUCUUGAGACUCCUGAUGGUGCUGUUUUUGAGAGCAAUGCUAUUGCACGCUAUGUUGCCCGCUCAAAGGGUGACAGCCUGCUUUGGGGUGGUUCUCUUAUUGAAUAUGCGCGUGUUGAGCAAUGGAUGGACUUUGGUGCCACAGAGGUUGAUCCCAAUAUCGCAAGGUGGCUGUACCCAAGGCUUGGUUAUAUGCCUUACAAUGCCCAGUCUGAGGAAUUCGGCAUUGCUGGAUUAAAGAGGGCGCUUGAAGCAUUGAACACACACCUGGCAUCAAACACAUUCCUUGUUGGGCAUUCUGUCACUCUGGCUGAUAUUGUCAUUACAUGCAACCUCUACCAUGGUUUUGCUCGGAUCUUGACCAAGACUUUCACAUCUGAGUUCCCUCAUGUUGAGAGGUACUUCUGGACCAUGGUUAACCAGCCUAACUUCAAGAAGGUCAUUGGUGAUUUCAAGCAGGCAGAGGUUGUACCUCCUGUUCAGAAGAAGGCUGCUCCUGCUAAACCAAAGGAGGCCAAGAAAGAGGCUCCCAAGGCGGCCCCAAAGCCAGCAGAGGUUGAGGCACCAGAGGAAGAGGCACCAAAGCCAAAGCCCAAAAAUCCCCUUGAUCUACUGCCACCAAGCAAGAUGGUACUUGAUGACUGGAAGAGGCUAUACUCAAACACUAAGAGCAACUUCCAUGAUGUUGCUAUUAAAGGUUUCUGGGAGAUGUAUGACCCAGAGGGCUACUCUCUGUGGUUCUGUGACUACAAGUACCAGGAAGAGAACACCGUGUCGUAUGUGACCCUGAACAAGGUCGGCGGGUUCCUGCAGCGGAUGGAUCUGUGCCGCAAGUAUGCUUUCGGCAAGAUGCUCGUGAUUGGUUCUGAGGCGCCCUUCAAGGUCAAGGGGCUGUGGCUCUUCCGUGGGCAGGACAUCCCUGAGUUUGUCAUGAACGAGGUCUACGACAUGGAGCUCUACGAGUGGACCAAGGUUGACCUCUCUGACGAGGCCCAGAAGAAGCGUGUCGAAGCCAUGAUCGAGGACCUUGAGCCGUUUGAGGGGCAGGCCUUGCUGGACGCCAAGUGCUUCAAGUAA